GAAUCUAAUGGACUUGCUGAGUUUGAAACAGUUGAAAUAGUUAAGAGCAAUCUUUCAUUAUUAAACUUUAAGUAUCAUAUGAUAUUACCUUCUAAUUUAUGCAUUGAUAUUUCAAAGCUUGGUUCUAUUCUUGCUAGUGAUUUGUAUCCACCUCCAUUUAAAAUUGUCUUUAGAGCUGAUCCCAUUGAAUCUAUUAGAAGGUUUUCAAUUAUAUUUGAAUCUAAUGGAAAGAAAACUUGA
Entrophospora candida is the source of this 240-nucleotide messenger RNA. Lineage: Eukaryota; Fungi; Glomeromycota; Glomeromycetes; Entrophosporales; Entrophosporaceae. The record is from the annotation of a GenBank genome assembly.